Molecule: messenger RNA, 1002 nt
Organism: Chrysoperla carnea
Lineage: Eukaryota; Metazoa; Arthropoda; Insecta; Neuroptera; Chrysopidae
Product: acyl-CoA Delta-9 desaturase-like
Exons: 5
Coding region: 92-961 (289 amino acids)
Biological process (GO): unsaturated fatty acid biosynthetic process
Cellular component (GO): endoplasmic reticulum membrane
Molecular function (GO): iron ion binding; stearoyl-CoA 9-desaturase activity
Source: RefSeq, a predicted model, not a curated record
GCUGGAAAUAGCUUCAGUAAACUUUGCCUUCAUAUAGUUAGCUUAAUAGUAACUAAUAUAUUUCAAGAAACGAAAGUGAUCCAAAGUUUAAAUGACCCGAGCUACUGCUUUACACCUUGCAGGAAGUCUUGCUGUUACGGCUGGAUCACAUCGUUUAUGGUCCCAUCGUGCAUAUAAAGCUACCUGGCAGUUAAAAUUAAUUCUUAUGAUUUUUCAGACAAUUUCAUUUCAGGGCUCAAUAUAUCGAUGGUGUCGAGAUCAUCGAGUACAUCAUAAAUAUACUGACACAGAUGCUGAUCCACACAAUUCCAGACGGGGGGCAUUUUAUUCACAUAUAGGCUGGUUAAUGGUUAAACGACAUCCACAGUAUGUGGAAAAACUAAAGUUGAUUGACAUGUCUGAUUUAAAAAAUGACCCAUUACUGAAAUUUCAGAUAAGAUAUUACUUCCCAUUGUUAUUUUCAUUGUGCUUUCUUUUACCAACAAUAAUUCCUUGGUAUUUUUGGAAUGAAACCCUUCAAAAUGCAUGGUUUAUCUGUGUAUGUUUUCGUUACAUAUUUACAUUUCAAGUAACAUGCUUAGUAAAUAGUUGGGCACAUAUUUGGGGCACCCAACCAUAUGACACGCGUAGUAGUGGACGUGAAACUUUUUUUACCUCAGCAUUAACUUUUGGUGAGGGUUGGCAUAAUUUUCAUCACACAUUUCCAUGGGAUUAUAGAGCCAGCGAAUUAAGUGGUCUCCUUGUGAAUCCAACGAUGAUGUUAUUGAAACUAUUUGCUAAAAUUGGUUGGGCUUAUGAUUUGAAAAAGGUAUCAGUUGAAGUGAUUAAAAAGCGUAUUAACCGAACAGGGGAUGGUUCACAUCCAACCGCCAUUUGGAGCUGGGGUGAUUACGAGCAAUCUGAUGACAAUAAAAGUUCUGUGAAAAUUGAAUAUAAAAAACAGCGAAGGUUGCAGCAAUAAUUAAUUGUUUGUAUACCCUGUAAUUAGGAUCUUAUAAUAUA